AUGGCACUUUACAAUCUGGACAAAAGGACAAUUUCUUUAUUCAAAGGCUAGUGACAACCACACUUUCAACCGAGCCGGUCCGACAAACAGUCUCCUGCGGCACUCAAUUUGAAAACGGAAGCGCGUUCGCGGUGCUUGCGCAUUCCCCGUUACCGAAAGACUGAAAUUUCGGGUUAUGCCCUGUAUUGGGCUACUUCCAUUCGGAAAAUGAAAAUUGUGGAUUGUGAAAGUUGCGCUAGAAAUAAUAAUGGUAUUUGAACACAAAAACAUGAGAUUUCUCAGCGGAGAUCGGUUUCCGACAGACUUUUCCAGUAUUUUCGCCUUUUUCGCAUCAAAUUCGCUCUUUUUAAGUUUCUAUUUGAGCCGUUGUGGUCAUUCGAUAGACAAAAUCAUUCUUAUUAAUAAAAGUCUUCACGGGUAUGUCCGUCUGUUUGUUUGUUUGUUUGUUUGUUUGUUUGUUUGUUUAUUUCUCCGUUUGUCCGUCCCCACUUCAUUUCUAAAACGAAAAGUGUGACGGAGAAAUGAAGAAACGGACACGUGAACCUCAAACAGCUAUGAGAAACAAACAAGCGGAGCAGCCGCUUCCGAGCGUCAGCUCGGUCUGAGCCACGGAAGGGAGGAGCCGAAGGCUCCGACACAAGACUGACGGCGGCGUUAGCCGCCAGUUGAGUCUUGUUCUUCUUUAUCGAUAAACGCGAACACUUUUUAAAAAAUUUCAUUCCUGAAUUUUGCGAUCCAGCGAAACAAAGCCGCUAGUUAUUCAGGCUCGAAAAGUCUUGUCACGGCGAACAUUUUGAACAUGCACGGGCCCGUUUUUAUCGCUCCGUAUCGCGGGAAAUUCAAACCGUGUUCACAAAUGUUCGCCGCGGCGCGCCGUGCUUGUCUGGUCACAAGACUUUUAAGUUUUUUAACGGUUUCAAAUUUGCAGGAAAUUGUCAUUCAGACGCAGUACGAUUGGCAUUGGAGAUUCUGAAAGACAAACCGCGGUGUUUAAUUCAACAUGCCUCGAUACAUGCUUGGACCCUCGAAGAUGGAGCAGAAUUACGAGAGAAAGACGAGUCGUUUUAUUUCACGAACGACAUCGAACUUAACAUUGAAGCUGUCAUGUCAUCAAAAUCGGAAACAGUUGUUUUCAUAGACUUUGACGUUUACGUGCUCCUUCAUGGGUUCAGCAAGACAUUAUCUCUUCUGAGAAUGCUUAAAUGUGAUGAGUUUUUACUCUAUUUCGAAGUGAAUAAAAAUCGAUUUCAGAUCAGAAAGCAGUCAGCAUCACAUGCUCUUCAGAUUUUCCAUCAUUGGGACAACUAGAAACAUUUUCUGAUGUUUUUUAUUCGAUGUAGAUACAGGGAGAACAUUCGAUUGCAAAUUCUCAAACUGAUAAAUUUUCUAACUAGACUCAGGAAAAAAAGGCGCUGGCGCCGGCGCCGUCGGUCGGCGCCUAAUUGGGGGCCACAUCGGCGCCGGCGCCGCGGCAAUUCGGCGCCAAAUCGGCGCCACUAAACGGCGCCGGCGCCUUUAUUUUCCUGAGGACUGGAUAAGCAAAAGCACCGAUAUUCGAAUUUCAUUUAAUUAGCACUUCGACAAAUGGAGCUAGGGAUGCCGAAAAGGCGCCUGUUUUGCAAAUAGCGUGUGUUUUACAAAACAGGCGCCUGUUUUUCAGGCGCCUGAAAUUGUCUGUUCUGCAUCCCUAAAUGGAGCUAUUUAGAUUGAAAAAAUCAGCGAACUAUUGAUAAAUGAGCCGGUUAUCGAAACUUUCAAUCUAAUUAGCCUUUUCAGUCGAAUAAGCAAAUUUAUCAGUGUACAAGACUUUUGGAUCCUGGGCUCAAUGCGCGGGCCGAACUUACGCUCGGAAGCGGCCUUGCCGCUAAGAGGAGGCUACCCCAUAGUUGGCAUGGGCCGGGCCUUUUUGAAAUGCGGGCCGAGCGGGCGGGCCGGGCCGUGAAAAUUUUUUCCAGCCCGGCCCGGCCCGGGCGGGCUGGCGGGCCGGGCCCAAAAAGCACAACUAUGGGCUACCUCAAAUCAGAACUGCCCCGAAUCAGAACUGUGUCCCAAAUCAGAACGCUCCCAAAUCAGAACUGCCCCGAAUCAGAACUGUGUCCCAAAUCAGAACGCGCCCAAAUCAGAACUGCCCCGAAUCAGAACCUAGCUGCCGCUGGUUUUCGCAAUCAAAAGAUUGCGAAAAGAUUGGCCGCGCAUUUCAAAUUUUCCCGAAUUAAGUCUGAGAAAUCUUUGAUUCGUUUGUAUAGGCUCACAAUUAGAAAAAAUUCUUCAUUUAUUUAUAGUUCACGGCUCGUCACCUGUCUCGAGCCGCUCGUGACUCGAGCCUGUUCCGGCUCGAGCCGCUCGAGAAUGCUCGUGCUCGAGCAUCUCGUAGACGAGCCGCUCGAGACAUUCCACGAUUUCGUCUCGAGCGCUCACUCUGCCCUUGAGAACGCAAUUGAGUCGCUACGCAGCGACAAAAUACGUGUUCGCAAAUAUUCGCCGUGUUGUUGCAGAUACGAAACAAGAAAUGCAGACGUUUUCGAUUGUUGUGUUCACGUUUUAGACAAGAAAGGAAAUAUCACUACUUCGGUAUGGUGUGGUUAUUCUUUUUACUAGUAUUAUCGGGGCACCGGUUAGAAAGAGCGCUAUCUUAAGAAACUCGUUUUGCAGUGCAAAUUGAGUGACCCGGGGCCGAGUUUGGAAAGUUAGGCCACGUUUUCAGUGGAAAAUUACUUCGCGGCUUAGAAAUUCGGCCAGAUUGCGAACAGAGCACGCUUUCUUUCCGGUGCCUCCAUAAUAACAAACUUUAGGAUAACAAGGUGAACUUCGUGACUGGAAGAAAACCAAUAUUCACGGUAGUCAGGAACGCUUCGUUUGUCGAGGAAAAUCAAAAAAACCCCAUAGAUUCUGUGGGGGAAGUUAAAUUCGUAGAGUUACCAUUUUUCGAAACGAGAAGAGAAGAUGGUAUUUCAUUUCUCUAGAGAUGCGUUUCACCACUUGUGCGUUGUUCAGGAGUAGCUGUUCGAGACGCUACUAAGAAGAAGAUCAGAGUGGGAGGAAAAGUAGUUUACGAGCCUGACCAUGACGAUGAUAUCGACGACAGCGAUCCAGAUGACGACCUCACAUUAUAA
This is a messenger RNA of Caenorhabditis sp. 36 PRJEB53466, 3113 nucleotides long. Lineage: Eukaryota; Metazoa; Nematoda; Chromadorea; Rhabditida; Rhabditidae. The record is from the annotation of a GenBank genome assembly.